This is a messenger RNA of Acanthoscelides obtectus, 237 nucleotides long. NCBI's taxonomy places the organism in Eukaryota, Metazoa, Arthropoda, Insecta, Coleoptera, Chrysomelidae. The record is from the annotation of a GenBank genome assembly.
AUGAUAUCUCCAUUCAAAAUACCAGUGGUGAUGCAAGCUGCAUAUUUUGCGAAGGAAAAUUUUCAGAAGAUGUACGCGGGGAAGUCUGGGUUAGAUGUGAGAUCUGUAACAAUUGGGCGCAUGCAGAAUGCGGAGGAGUGGAGAAGAAAGAUAUUUAUAUAUGCGAUUUGUGCAAGUAAACCAAAAUAUAUAGAUAUGCAAAUGUUGACAUCGUUUGGUUCCUUCGUUGUUUUAUAG